This is a messenger RNA of Corticium candelabrum, 525 nucleotides long. Its product is annotated as large ribosomal subunit protein bL20-like. Gene Ontology annotation, cellular component: mitochondrial ribosome. The record is from RefSeq and is a predicted model, not a curated record. Bases 29 to 406 code for a protein of 125 amino acids. Gene Ontology annotation, molecular function: rRNA binding; structural constituent of ribosome. The transcript has 4 exons. Gene Ontology annotation, biological process: translation; ribosomal large subunit assembly. Lineage: Eukaryota; Metazoa; Porifera; Homoscleromorpha; Homosclerophorida; Plakinidae.
CACGUAAGCUAGCGCGCGCUACAACAACAUGGUUCGAGGCGGUCAUGCAAAUAGAGCAGUCAAACGUGCGAAGGUUUUCGCACUCGCUAAGGGUUUUCGAGGUCGGGCAAAGAAUUGCUACAGUAUCUCAGUGAGACGCGUACAGAAAGCACUGCAGUAUCAGUAUAUCAGCAGAAGACUGAAGAAGCGCGAUAUGAGACAGCUGUGGAUCACAAGGAUCAAUCAGGGCGUGCAGGAGCAUGGCAUUAGAUACUCAUCAUUCAUGAGACAUAUGGUGGAAUGCAAUGUACAGUUGAAUAGGAAGGUGCUGUCUGAACUGGCAAUACAUGAGCCCAAGUCGUUUCAAGCACUUGCCGACAUUUCGAGAAGUCGAUUGAAAGACGGACUGUUAGCUGCAUUGCACUGAUGUGUAGUGAUGUGUACUGAUGUGUACACAUGUACUGAUGAGUAGAGACUAUGUACAUGUGUGUAGUUUGGUGUCACUAUGUAUAGGAUUGUGGAAAUUUUAAGAGUGUGACAGUGUAG